This is a messenger RNA of Salvia miltiorrhiza (redroot sage), 999 nucleotides long. Its product is annotated as GEM-like protein 6. The coding region runs from base 149 to 850 and encodes 233 amino acids. The transcript has 4 exons. The record is from RefSeq and is a predicted model, not a curated record. NCBI's taxonomy places the organism in Eukaryota, Viridiplantae, Streptophyta, Magnoliopsida, Lamiales, Lamiaceae.
UGACAGCACAAUGCAAAUGCAAUUGAAAUUCAAUUAUAGUGUAUUUAAUUAUGGGCAAGACUUUUUGGUUGGAGAAGUCUUCUCUCUUCUUUGCUCUGAAUUCAUUUCAUUUGAUUAGUUGAGCUACCUCAAGAGCUAGAUUUGUGGGAUGGAGAAAUUCAUCAAGGAUGAAGAUCAUCAUUUUCCGACACCAGAAACAAGCUCAGACAACACUGCAUCUUCCUUGUCUGAACCUCUCAGCCCCUUCUCCUCCCAAUCCGAUCAUCACUCUCCUGCCUUCUUCACUACUACUCCAAAUGAGGAGAUGAAGAAGCAGAAGAAGAAGAAACUGGAAAGGAAGAGCGCAAGUUUUGCUUACAGAAUUGGGGAACAUGUGAGGCUAGGGCACAAAUUGUCUGAAAUGGUGAAGGGGAAGCUGAGCGUUGGCGCGAAAAUCAUGAGGAAAGGGGGAAGAGGGAAUUUGUUCAGAGACAUAUUUGGAGUGAGUGAAUGCGAAGGAGAGAAACUGCUCAAGGCUUCGCAAUGCUAUCUGUCAACCACGCACGGCCCCAUCGCCGGAAUCCUCUUCGUCUCCACGAAGAAGAUCGCCUUCUGCAGUGAGAGAUCCAUUGCUACCACUCUCCAAUCUUCUUCUUCUGCUUCUCCUUCUUCUGUCGUUAAGGCUCCUUACAAGGUAUGCAUCCCGGUGAACAAGAUAAAAGGAGCAAAUCAAAGUGAGAAUGUCAAUAAUCCAGCGCAAAAAUACAUUCAAAUCGUGACGCACGAUAAUUACGAGUUUUGGUUUAUGGGAUUCCUUAGAUACGAGAAAGCUUGGAUUAAUCUUCAAAAAUCAAUUUCAUUUUCCACCUAGCUACAUCAUUACACCACAAAUUUUUGUAUUAGCUACUUAGAUUUAUGUAAUUCUAUUUCACUUCUGUAUAGUUGGCUACACUACUUUGUGUAAUCUUGUUUACAUAAUUUCAUCAAGGAAAAAAGAAAAUGUUAAAUAUUUCGAGCUAA